Molecule: messenger RNA, 1201 nt
Organism: Cryptomeria japonica (Japanese cedar)
Lineage: Eukaryota; Viridiplantae; Streptophyta; Pinopsida; Cupressales; Cupressaceae
Product: eukaryotic translation initiation factor 4E-2
Exons: 6
Coding region: 242-883 (213 amino acids)
Biological process (GO): translational initiation
Cellular component (GO): eukaryotic translation initiation factor 4F complex; cytoplasm
Molecular function (GO): translation initiation factor activity; RNA 7-methylguanosine cap binding
Source: RefSeq, a predicted model, not a curated record
AUUCUUGAGAGAGCACUCAAGAGUCCUAAAUCGAGCACUCCAAGAGUCCUAAAUCCGAGCAUUCGUCAAUAGAUUUCAGGUUUUUAAGAAAAGCAUUUUAAAGCCAACACGACGAUCAAGUCAUUUAGUGGAGCGAGUAGAAAUUUUGCAGCCUGGCCGAAGGGAAUAAACAAAACACGAGGCAUUUUUUCGGUAAAGAAGUCAUCGAGGCAUUUUUUCGAACCACCGGGAAGGGAGGAUAAUGGAGGAUGCGGCAGAGAUAGGUGAAGCAGGUGCAGAGGAAGGAGAAAUCGUGGAAGGAGGAGAGAAUAUUGAAAGGUCGCUGGAGGCAGCGGACUCUAACACACAUCCACUCGAGCAUUCAUGGACAUUCUGGUUCGAUAAUCCAAAUGGCAAGUCAAAGCAGGCUGCGUGGGGUUCUUCCUUACGCUCUGUUUACACGUUCAGCACUGUCGAGGAUUUCUGGCGCCUCUAUAACAAUAUAGUUCAGCCAACUAAGUUGAUGGCUGGUUCAGAUUUUCAUUGUUUCAAAGAUGGAAUUGAGCCGAAGUGGGAGGAUCCUAAAUGUGCAAAUGGAGGAAAGUGGACAGUUAACAACAGUAAAGGAAAGCAAGCACUUGAUACUCUGUGGCUCAACACUUUGUUGGCAAUGAUUGGUGAACAGUUUGAUGAAGGUGAUGAAAUUUGUGGGGCAGUUGUGAAUGUGCGUAAUAAACAAGACAAGAUAGCACUCUGGACUAAGAAUGCUGCAAAUGAGUCCGCCCAGAUGAGCAUUGGGAAGCAAUUGAAAGAGUUCCUUGAUUACAAUGAAAAAAUGGGAUAUAUGUUCCAUGAUGAUGCCAAGAAGGACAGAGCGGCCAAAAAUAGAUAUAAUAUAUUAUAGGACAUUGUCAUUGGGUAGCAUGGAUAUACUUAAAAUUUACAGGUUACAAGCAGCAUUUUAAUGCAUGUAUCAUGUUUUGAAAGGCCAUAUAUUAUAUCUUAAUAAACAGGGUUUCAUGUUCAAUUUUGUCCUUAUUAAGUAAAUUACCCACAUUAUUAAACAUAGUUUCAUGAGUUGGUUUUGUGCCGCCUCAACAAAUUGUAAGCAAAAUAAAUGGAUUAUGAACAUUAUGAGACUUAUGUUUCUUUUUAACAUGUACACACUUAAAAGAGACUUGAAGCUAGUUUAUUUUGAAUGUGAACUAUUGCUUUUGGAAAA